AAAUACCUUCCUCUCUCGAUAGAUCUUAUUCUCUCUUUUCUGUUAUCUCCACAAGAUCAGAGUCGAAACAGUUCUUAAAAAGAAAACGUGAUCUCCUGACUUCUACCACUGAAGAUGGAAAUAUACUGCGGCACACAAACAUGGCCUGAACACUCUGACUCAGAGCAAGAUCAGUUAGCAGAAGAAGAUGAAGAUUUGUCUUUCUGUGAUCUCCCGGUCAUUAGCUAUUUUACCAAAGAAGACGAUGGCCAAUCAAGAAAAGAAGAUGCUUCGGCCGCUGAAACCCAGGAAUUAGAGUUCGAUUUCGGCGCAAAGGGAGGCUCAACUUUGAAAGAAUCAGUAAUGUGUGCGGCCGACGAGGUUUUCUUUCAAGGCCGAAUCCUUCCACUACGCGUCUCGGUCAGCUCAGACACUGGGUUAACCCUUUUCCCGCAUGAAAGCAGCCAGAAGAUCAGUACCCAGUGCAUAUCAAGGUCCGAGUCCCCGGACCAUGGUUCAAUGGGUACUGGGUCAGGGUUCAAUAGCAACAAUAGCAGCAGAAGCAGCAGUACUAGAAGUUCUCACAACUCAUCAGGCAGCUGCACUACCGGCUCGACCUAUACCAUCGAGCGAACUUCCAAGCAAACGAGAGUCCAAAACCAUCUUCUUUCAUGCCCAAGUCCCAAACCCCAGGCCAGACUUUCCAAUACUCGACAAGGAAGUCUCGAUAGUCGGAGCCGGAACUCAUCCUCACGGGACUAUUUACGGCUGGGUUUGGUUCCUACUCCUGAGAUUGAAAUGCUAGACCUUAAAGUUCGUAGAAGCAGCAGUGUCAACAAAAGUGUUAGCAGUAGUAGAAAUAGUAGGGUCACUUCCGAAAAGAGCUGUUAUGAUUCCGACAUGGUAGAGCAGAGGAGGCCUGCAGGAUUCUUGGAGAAAAGAAUCGGACGACUGUUGAGUAGUUGUAAGUGUACAGAGGCAGUUUCGUCAAACGUUGUCAUCAUGAAGAGUAAUGCAAAUGUCGCAACGCAAACCAAGAAAGAAAAUCUGGUGGGGUUGAAGCUGAGGAGGAAGCAAUUGCAAGAACAAAAGCAGCAGGGAAAGCAAGCCAUGUCGAGUCAUCGAACAUUUGAAUGGAUAAAGGAGCUUUCGCAUGCAGGGCUUCUGGCUCCUUGACUUUGAGGAUCAGACUCGUUAACAAUAUGCAUCACAUCGCAUGCCUGUGUACUCCCUUAAGUUUCAUUGUCUUUUCGUUUUGGCUUAUCCUUUAGUUAAUUAGAUUAUGAUAUUGCAGUGGGGCUCUUUUAUCAAGAACUCUUUCUAGAGCCAGCUUCUAUAUAUUCACUUUUAUCUCCAUGGUUAUAAUAUAUAUAUAUAUAUAUAUGGUAUUGUUGAUCAA
Juglans regia (Persian walnut) is the source of this 1378-nucleotide messenger RNA. RefSeq lists its product as uncharacterized. The transcript has a single exon. The coding region runs from base 115 to 1155 and encodes 346 amino acids. The record is from RefSeq and is a predicted model, not a curated record. Lineage: Eukaryota; Viridiplantae; Streptophyta; Magnoliopsida; Fagales; Juglandaceae.